Molecule: messenger RNA, 9061 nt
Organism: Sorex araneus (European shrew)
Lineage: Eukaryota; Metazoa; Chordata; Mammalia; Eulipotyphla; Soricidae
Gene: NFASC
Product: neurofascin
Exons: 33
Coding region: 43-4419 (1458 amino acids)
Biological process (GO): cell-cell adhesion; brain development
Molecular function (GO): cell-cell adhesion mediator activity
Source: RefSeq, a predicted model, not a curated record
GCGCGCGGCGCCCGGGCACGCGCAGGGCCGCUGUCUGUCCUAAUGCGGCGGCUGGCGGCGAGAGGCGCUGCAGGGGCCGCGGGCCGAGCUGCGGAACGGCCGGCGGGUGGCACGGACAGCGCCGGGCGCCGGGGCCCGAGCCCCCGCAGGCUGAUCGACUUAUGUGCAGCUUGGGGCACUGGAAUCUUCCUUCCCACGGCAGGCUGCCAGGGAGCCUGGUCUGGGGUCUCCGGGAAGAGGCUGAAUGAGGUAGAGACGCUGACCUCUGUCGGGAAGGCCGAGGAGCUGGAGCGGCUGGAGGCGGCCAGACCCCGCGGGCCAGGGACCAGGGGGCCGGAGCAGGCGCCCAGGAUGGCCCGGCAGCCCCCUCCGCCCUGGCUCUGUGCCGCCGGCCUCCUCUGCCUCCUCAGCCUGGGCGCGGCCAUCGAGAUCCCCAUGGACCCAAGCAUUCAGAACGAGCUGUCGCAGCCCCCCACCAUCACCAAGCAGUCUGUGAAGGACCACAUCGUGGACCCCCGAGACAACAUCCUGAUCGAGUGUGAAGCCAAAGGGAACCCUGCCCCCAGCUUCCACUGGACCCGCAACAGCAGGUUCUUUAACAUCGCCAAGGACCCCCGCGUGUCGAUGAGGAGGCGGUCGGGGACCCUGGUGAUCGACUUCCGCAGCGGCGGGCGGCCCGAGGAGUACGAGGGCGAGUAUCAGUGCUUCGCCCGCAACAAGUUCGGCACAGCCCUGUCCAACCGGAUUCGCCUGCAGGUGUCCAAAUCUCCUCUGUGGCCCAAGGAGAACCUCGACCCCGUGGUGGUCCAGGAGGGCGCGCCCUUGACUCUGCAGUGCAACCCCCCGCCUGGACUGCCCUCCCCAGUCAUCUUCUGGAUGAGCAGCUCCAUGGAACCCAUCACCCAGGACAAACGCGUCUCCCAGGGCCAUAACGGAGACCUGUACUUCUCCAACGUGCUGCUGCAGGACAUGCAGACCGACUACAGCUGCAACGCCCGCUUCCACUUCACCCACACCAUCCAGCAGAAGAACCCCUUCACCCUCAAGGUCCUCACCAACAACCCCUAUAAUGACUCGUCCUUAAGAAACCACCCUGACAUUUACAGUGCCCGAGGAGUCGCAGAAAGAACACCCAGCUUCAUGUAUCCCCAGGGCACCUCGAGCAGCCAGAUGGUACUGCGUGGCACGGACCUCCUGCUGGAGUGCAUCGCCUCCGGGGUCCCAACGCCAGACAUCGCCUGGUACAAGAAAGGGGGGGACCUCCCAUCCGACAAGGCCAAGUUUGAGAACUUUAACAAGGCCCUGCGCAUCACCAACGUCUCCGAGGAGGACUCUGGGGAGUAUUUCUGCCUGGCCUCCAACAAGAUGGGCAGCAUCCGGCACACGAUCUCGGUGAGAGUAAAGGCUGCUCCCUACUGGCUGGACGAGCCCAAGAACCUGAUCCUGGCUCCCGGGGAAGACGGCAGGCUGGUGUGCCGCGCCAACGGGAACCCCAAGCCCACCGUGCAGUGGAUGGUGAACGGGGAGCCUCUGCAGUCGGCACCCCCCAACCCAAACCGCGAGGUGGCUGGGGACACCAUCAUCUUCCGCGACACCCAGAUCAGCAGCAGGGCCGUGUACCAGUGCAACACGUCCAAUGAGCACGGCUACCUGCUGGCCAACGCCUUCGUCAGCGUGCUGGAUGUGCCCCCUCGGAUGCUGUCCCCCCGGAACCAGCUCAUCCGGGUGAUCCUUUACAACCGGACUCGGCUGGACUGUCCGUUCUUUGGGUCCCCCAUCCCCACGCUCCGCUGGUUUAAGAAUGGGCAGGGGAGCAACCUGGACGGCGGCAACUACCACGUCUACGAGAACGGCAGCCUGGAGAUCAAGAUGAUCCGCAAGGAGGACCAGGGCAUCUACACCUGCGUGGCCACCAACAUCCUGGGCAAAGCCGAGAACCAGGUCCGCCUGGAGGUCAAAGACCCCACGAGGAUCUUCCGGAUGCCGGAGGACCAGACGGUCACUCGGGGGAGCACGGUGCAGCUGGAGUGCCGGGUGAAGCACGACCCCUCCCUGCGGCUCUCCGUGUCCUGGAUGAAGGACGACGAGCCGCUCUACAUUGGGAACAGGAUGAAGAAGGAAGACGACUCGCUGACCAUCUUUGGUGUGGCGGAGCGGGACCAGGGCAGCUACACCUGUGUCGCCAGCACCGAGCUGGACCAAGACCUGGCCAAGGCCUACCUCACCGUGCUAGCUGAUCAGGCUACUCCAAUUAACCGUUUGGCCGCCCUGCCCAAAGGACGGCCAGACCGACCGCGGGACCUGGAGCUCACCGACCUGGCCGAGAGGAGCGUGCGGCUGACCUGGAUCCCGGGGGACGACAACAACAGCCCCAUCACAGACUAUGUUGUCCAGUUUGAAGAAGACCAGUUCCAGCCGGGGGUCUGGCAUGACCAUUCCAAGGUCCCAGGCAGUGUCAACUCAGCUGUCCUCCAACUGUCUCCCUACGUCAACUACCAGUUCCGGGUCAUCGCUAUCAACGAGGUCGGGAGCAGCCAUCCGAGCCUCCCGUCGGAGCGCUACCGGACCAGUGGGGCAGCCCCGGAGUCCAACCCCACUGAUGUGAAGGGAGAGGGGACUCGGAAGAACAACAUGGAGAUCACCUGGACGCCCAUGAACGCCACGUCCGCCUUCGGCCCCAACUUGCGCUACAUUGUUAAGUGGCGACGGAGAGAGACUCGUGAGACCUGGCACAAUGUCACCGUGUGGGGCUCCCGCUACGUGGUGGGGCAGACCCCCGUCUAUGUGCCCUACGAGAUCCGAGUCCAGGCCGAGAAUGACUUUGGGAAGGGUCCCGAGCCAGACACUGUCAUCGGCUACUCAGGAGAAGAUUAUCCCAGGGCUGCGCCCACUGAUGUAAAAAUCCGGGUCCUCAACAGCACAGCCAUCAGCCUGCAGUGGAACCGCGUCUACUCCGACACGGUCCAGGGCCAGCUCAGGGAGUACCGAGCCUACUACUGGAGGGAGAGCAGCUUGCUGAAGAACCUGUGGGUGUCUCAGAAGAGACAGCAAGCCAGCUUCCCCGGUGACCGCCCCCGGGGCACGGUGUCCCGCCUCUUCCCCUACAGCAACUACAAGCUGGAGAUGGUUGUGGUCAAUGGCCGAGGCGAUGGGCCUCGCAGUGAGACCAAGGAGUUCACCACCCCCGAAGGAGUACCCAGUGCCCCCAGGCGUUUCCGAGUCCGGCAGCCCAACCCGGAGACCAUCCACCUGGAGUGGGACCACCCGGAGCACCCCAAUGGGAUCGUGAUCGGAUACACCCUGAAAUACGUGCCCUUCAACGGGACCAAGCUGGGGAAGCAGGUGGUGGAGACCUUCUCUCCCAACCAGACCAAGUUCACGGUGCAGAGGGCAGACCCUGUGUCCCGCUACCGCUUUUCGCUCAGUGCCAGGACGCAGGUGGGCUCCGGGGAGGCUGCCACCGAGGAGUCCCCAGCCUCCCCGAACGAAGCUACUCCAACCGCAGCUCCUCCCACCUUGCCCCCGACUACCCCGGGUGCCACGGGCGCCCCGAGCAGUACUGACGCUACUGCCGCCGCCGCCACCACCACCGAGGCCACCACAGCCCCCGUCGUCCCAACCGUCGCACCUACCACCGCCGCCACCACCGCCGCCACCACCACCACCACCACGGAGACGCCUCCCUCCACCACCAGGACUGAGAUACACGAACCUGCCCCCGACGAACAGUCCAUAUGGAACGUCACGGUGCUCCCCAACAGUAAAUGGGCCAACAUCACGUGGAAGCACAAUUUCGGGCCCGGAACUGACUUUGUGGUUGAGUACAUUGACAGCAACCAUACGAAAAAAACUGUCGCCGUUAAGGCGCAGGCCCAGCCUAUACAGCUAACAGACCUCUUUCCCGGGAUGACGUACACGUUGCGAGUUUAUCCCCGGGACAACGAGGGCAUCAGCAGUACCAUCAUCACCUUUAUGACCAGUACAGCUUACACCAACAACCAGACGGACAUCGCCACCCAGGGCUGGUUCAUCGGGCUCAUGUGCGCCAUUGCCCUUCUGGUCCUCAUCCUGCUCAUCGUCUGCUUCAUCAAGAGGAGUCGAGGGGGCAAGUACCCAGUGCGAGAAAAGAAGGAUGUUCCCCUGGGCCCCGAAGACGCCAAAGAAGAGGAUGGCUCCUUCGACUACAGUGACGAGGACAACAAGCCCCUGCAGGGCAGCCAGACGUCCCUGGACGGCACCAUCAAGCAGCAGGAGAGCGACGACAGCCUGGUGGAUUACGGCGAGGGCGGCGAGGGCCAGUUCAACGAGGACGGCUCCUUCAUCGGCCAGUACACCGUGAAGAAGGACAAGGAGGAGACAGAGGGCAACGAGAGCUCGGAGGCCACGUCCCCUGUCAACGCCAUCUACUCUCUGGCCUGACGGAGCCGCCCGGCACAGCCGCUGCUCUGCCAACGGGACAGGGGAGAGGGGAGACGAGGCCGCCGCAGACCUGCCGCCAAGCCACUCCAGGGACAUAACAGCGUGGAGGGCGCUGCCACCUGCCACCCAGCUCUCCACACACCCCCUCCCGGUGACCCACCCAGGGGCCCCCCUCCGGGGGUAGCUGGAGCCGGGGCUGACUCGAAGGAGGAGCGGGUGCCUUGCUCAGCCCCUCCACCCUGGGCCCCCGCGCACACGUGCCGUCUCUGUUGGCUGGGGUCCUUCUCGUUGUCCUGAUUCUUGCUUUGUGCACCUCCAGACCCAACCUGGCCAGUGUCUUUUCUCUCCUCCGGAGAAGGGUCCCCGGACCAAGGAAGGACCGCUGGCUUCUCCCCUCGGAGACUGCACGCACGGCAGACGGCCGGCUCCGUUGACAGAGCAGAGACGCUGUAGUAUUCAAGCCGCCACGCCACUGGCCAAUGCCUUUCUCAAGGACGCCUUCUCGCCAUACGCCUCCCCCGCCCGCCCGGGCCUUGGCAGCUGCUGAGCUGGGCUUGGCUCCUUCCCAGACAAUGACAGUAUUUUUGGCAGCGAGAGGGCGGCAGGCCUCCUGGCCUCGCUCUGGUUCAGCAGGGUGGUGCCUGCCCUCCUGCCUCUGGUCCCCACCUGCCCUUCCUCCCUCCCACGUCCUGAUGAGCUGAGGGGCGUGGUGGGAGGGAAGAAGGUGCCGAGGGGAAGGAAGUCAGCUUCGGGGGGGGGGGGCGUACACCCCCGGGCAGAAGGAACUGGGUUUGGACUCCCCCGUCGUCGCCCCCAGGAGGCAGGGGAAGAGGGCCACUGCACUGUGCACCCCAACUUUUGGGGCCAUGCUGCUCCCAACCUGAUGGGGAUGCUUGUGAUGGGAAAGCUCGGCGGGUGGGCUUUGAAGGGGGCAAAGCACUGCUCCCCGCCCCCUUCUCCAGCCGAGAGCCUCUCCUCAGUCAGUCUCUGGGACGGUACCACGGAUUGCGGGAUGUCCACAGGGCUCCCGUGCCUGGGGUCCGCACAGCCCUGCAGUGUCCACAGUGCUGCAAGCCGGCCGGGGGGGUGGGGGUGGGGGGAGGGAGAGGGGGCGUGCGUGUUCCUGUUUGCCUUAUGCAGCUCCCCUUCAUCCGCCCCUUCCCCCACCCCGCCCCGUUCUCAGCCUCCCAUAGCCACUCUCCAGGAGCACCGGUGGCCUGAGCCGCAUCACAACAGCCCCCCAACCCCCCCCCCCACACACACACACACAGGCCCUGCCACCGUGGCCCAGAUGGAGAUGGUCGCAGUUCAGGAGAUGGAGGGCACCGCCUUCCUCCGUCCCACCUAAUCGAUUUUCCAAACCAAAGGUACUGAGCCUCCCAGAGAGAGCGCUCGAGCCUCACGCAGCCCUGCUGCUGUUGCUGCCGCGCUCAGCUUCGGGAGGGCUGCUGACCGCACCCCACACCCCCCACACACACCGACCGACCCUCUGCUUUGAGCGUCCAGCUGCUUGCUGGGGGGCCCGGGCAGGAGCAGGGCCGUGUCUUUCAGAGACUUUUAUUCAGCAUCGUUUGCCACAUGUGUAAGCCGCAAAGGUAUUAGCAACGCUUUCUCCACCUGGGAAGCAGCGGGCUGGCGGUCAGGCCCGUGGUGUGCGCCCUCCGUCUGCACGUCGGAGGCCCGAGCCCACGACGUCCUUGGGAGCCACAGCCGAGACCCAGGCACCACCCUGCGGCUCUGCUGUUUGGCAGCUCUCACAAAGAAAGCGGGGAGGCCAGCUGAGGACUCUCUUCCAGCCCCUGCCGGGGACCAGACCUGCAAGGGAAGGAAGGAAUGCCGGGCACGUGUCCACGUCUGUGGAGCCCCUGAGAGCGGCCAGUUUCCCAGCCCCGGUUCCGUGUACACUGUGUCUGCUAGUGAACUCAUCACCCCAGGCCUCAGCUCCGCGGCAGGAGGGACUGGACCGAGAUGCCAUCGUCCCCGUCUCCCUCUGGACCUGCAGCAGUGACCUCUGUUCCUGUGUCUCAGAGGGUGCGGAGGUGGGGGGUCGCUCAGCUUUUCCGGGUUCUGUUCUAGCUCCCUCGUGGGUGCGGGGUGCUGAAGGCCCCCCUCCAGGCUGUUCUGGCGGCGUCUGGGGGCUUCACAUCUCACCCACUCCAGCCCUCCGUGGGGGCCUCCUUCAGACCUGGAGUUUCCCCCCAAGGACGAGGGGCAGGUUCGGGGUGUGCCAGGGUGAGGAGGCAGCUGGGGAGAGGCCGGUCUCUGUGCCAGGGUGCCCGUGCCAGCAAGCACCCAACUCCGCUGAAAGCAGUAUUGCCCAGUACUCCCCGCCGGCUGUCCUCUCACGCCACCACCCGAAACACAGCCACCAGUGCCAGGAGGGGCGAGAACAUGGGUGCUUGGGAGCGGAGGAAGCACAGGUUGAGGGGGUGCCACUGUACCCCUGCCCACCCAUCCUUUCAACCAGGCGGGUGCCCUGAACAGCUGAGCUGGCGGGGCCCCCAGCCUCUUCUCUAUGGCCAGGCAGGCAGGGUGCCCUGUUCUCCCUGGGGCGCAGACCUAGAGUCAUCCUGGGCACCCAGUGGCACUGACCGGGCGCCCCAGGUUGGCAGGCCAUCUCGUCUGGAUCUGGGGUGAGGGGCUGCAGCCGCCCUGCUCCACCCCUGGUGUGCUUUAGGGGUCUCUCCCAGCCUCCCCUCACUUUCCUCCUUGAAUUGUCCUCCCCCAGGAAGCAUUCUGGCCGUCCCCUCACAGUAAGUCACCUGGGGUCAGUGUGAAGAAACCCUCUUAGCCUCCCCUGCUUUCACGUGGCUGCACUGAGACCCAGACUCGCUCCUUUGCUUACACUGCUGUCGUCUCCGAGGGGCGAGCGGUGACAGCCCCUCCUGGGCACGGGUCCAGGCAUCUGAGGGUCCGCUGACCACAGGGAGCCCUGCUGCCAGUUACCAAGAGAACCUGCUGCCUUGGCCCAGAGGCAGCGCCCGCUGUUUUCCUGAAUGGCCACUCGAGGCGGGCAGUGGAGACAACCAGGGGGAUCGGUGGGCUGUCACUAAGGGUCUCAACCCCGCAAGGCGGGUGGAGGUGGCGGGGCCGUGGGGCAGAAUCAGAAAAUUCUAGCAUAGCACAGAGCCCUGGGGCAGAGAGGGGCUGCCCUUCCCUGCCGGGGCGGGGUGUGUGUGAGGACACCCAGUCCUGCCGAGAAAUGGGGGUCCUCAGAUCCCGGGUGGCUUCUCAGUCAUGUCAGUUGGGGUCAGUGAUGCGGGCCCAGGGACACCCCUGCUGGUGGCACGUGCUCGAAGCUCACAAAGUGGAGAGCACCCCAGCCUUGCCCACCAUGAGCGCCCCCGGCCCCCCAGGAUCGGGACUUCUGUUCUGCUUGGUGGCUCGGGCGGAGGGAGGAGAACCCUGGUGGAAUUUGUUCUGGCCUCAGAAGAGUGACACCAAGAUAAUGACUUAGAGUGUGGUGAAGAGGAGACCUGGUGCGGGCGGGCCAGCCCCCCCUAAGCCAGGCGGGAGCACCCUGGAACUCCUCCCUCCACGGUUCCCCGCUGCCUGGCCCACAGCCAUGGCAGUGCCCUGUCCUCGGCCCACUGAGGUCUAGACUCCACCCACCGGGCCCAGCCACGCAGUAGUAUUGGGGGGGGUGCUCCGUGCUUCGGGGAGCCUCUGCGUGUGCUCGAGUGAGCCUCCCUCAGCCCUGCACAGGGAGGAGUGAAGCGCAGGGCGUCUGUGCAGGGAGAGCUGGAGUUGGCCGCCCCCUGGGGCGAGCACUGUCCCUCCUGUCCUCGGACCUCCUUACCCACCCUGUGCCCCGUCCUUGUGUCCCCCAAGCGGAAGACGCAGGGGGGAUGCCUGGAGACCCAGGGGGCAGGGAGAGGAGUGGGUCAUGCUGGUGGGCGGGACUGACUGUGAAGCAGAGGGUCCCCCCCGCCUGAGGUGAGGGUGCGGGGGCCUCCCGGGCCCCCGGGACUGCGGGGCUGGACUUCAGUCCAUGUGAAGACCUCAGUGAAGCAAUAAACACAAACUCUGGACGAAGAGGUCCAGGAUUGUGUGCACUACUGUUUCUUUGUCCCCAGCACCGGCCCUGGUGAUUCCCAAAUGUGAUGUCUCAGUGUUGUCCCGCCCCCGGCCCCCCCCCCCCCCCCCCCCGCUCUUUGCCAACUUCAGGCUCCUGCUCUCAGCUCCAGGCACCGGGACGCAGAUGCCUUGUGUAUGGUCCUGCCCAGCCACAGCCUCCCUUUCCUCCGCUCCUCGGGGUGGAGGGGAGGUGUGCCCAGUGUCGUCAUCCCUCCACACACACCACACAUCGAUCAUCUCUUUUCUCCAUGGGCUAAAUACUUAACCCCCCUUGGCAGACUUGUUCUAACCCCCUCACACCGUCUUCUUUCCUUUUCCCAAGUUAUUUUGCAUUAACCGAUGUCAGCGACAGUUGUGUGUCCGAGGGUGUCACGAGCAGCCUUCAGCAGAGCGGGCUGCAGGGCCACGGAGGACCGUCAGACACGUGGACGUAUAAACUGACUGCAUGAGCAAUGAAAAGGCCAAAUUAUUCUGAUUUUUUUUUGAAUCACUGUAAAAAGAAAAAAAACCUGAUUUCUUUUGUAUAGAGAACACUAAACGUAUAAUAAAAGUUGUUGAAAAUGCA